This is a messenger RNA of Vicia faba (fava bean), 426 nucleotides long. Lineage: Eukaryota; Viridiplantae; Streptophyta; Magnoliopsida; Fabales; Fabaceae. The record is from the annotation of a GenBank genome assembly.
AUGGUAGCUAGAAUCAGGAAAAGUGUUACUGAGUCUCAUAAUUCAACAAAACCUAUUGUUGGAGAGGUUGAUACUAAUCCCCCGAUUCAAUCGGUUAAAGAUGUUGUUUAUCUAUUUGAUGAAGGUGCAUUCUCUGGUGAAAAUCCUAUUGUUAAGAAGUCAAAAUCUAAAUCUUAUUAUGUUAUCGAGGGUGUUUGGGCAAAGGAGGAAAAUGUUCCCAAAUUUAAGAACUCUUGGUUGAAUCAUGAUAACAUAGUUACCUGCUCUCGCGAUGGCAGUGCUAUUAUAUGGAUUCCAAAAUCACGAAGGUCACAUGGAAGAAGUGGUCGCUGGGCUCGUGCAUAUCAUCUCAAAGUUCCAUCUCCACCUAUGCCUCUACAACCUCAAAGAGGUGGUCCACGCCAGAGAAUUCUACCAAUACCAUGA